Molecule: messenger RNA, 1276 nt
Organism: Callithrix jacchus (white-tufted-ear marmoset)
Lineage: Eukaryota; Metazoa; Chordata; Mammalia; Primates; Cebidae
Cellular component (GO): keratin filament
Source: RefSeq, a predicted model, not a curated record
CACUCACACUGCCCAGCCCAGCACCCACCAUGGCUGACACCUGCUGCACCAGGACGUAUGUGAUUGCUGCAUCCACCACGUCUGUCUGCUCCAAUGACCUGGGCUGUGUCAGCCGAGUCUCCUCCCCAAUCACCUGCACCAGCUCCUCUAGGCAGGUGGACAACUGCCAGGAGAGCUGCUGUGAGCCCCCCUGCUCUACCCCCAGCUGCUGUGCCCCAGCCCCCUACCUGGCCCUGGUCUGUGCCCCAGUGAGCUGUGAGCUCAGCCCCUGCCAGUCAAGCUGCACCAGCUCCUGCAUACCCUCAUGCUGCCAGCAGUCUAGCUGCCAGCUGGCUUGCUGUACCUCCUCCCCGUGCCGGCAGGCCUGCUGUGUGCCCGUCUGCUGCAAGUCUAUCUGCUGCAAGCCUGUCUGCUGUGUGCCCACCUGCUCUGAGUCUUCCUCUUCAUGCUGCCAGCAGUCCAGCUGCCAGCUGGCUUGCUGUACCUCCUCCCCCUGCCAGCAGGCCUGCUGUGUGCCCGUCUGCUGCAAGCCUGUCUGCUGCAAGCCUGUGUGCUGUGUGCCCAUCUGCUGCAAGCCUGUGUGCUGCAAGCCUGUCUGCUGUGUGCCCACCUGCUCUGACUCUUCCUCUUCAUGCUGCCAGCAGUCCAGCUGCCAGCUGGCUUGCUGCACCUCCUCCCCCUGCCAGCAGGCCUGCUGUGUGCCCGUCUGUUGCAAGCCUGUCUGCUGCAAGCCUGUCUGCUGCAGUGUGCCCAUCUGCUCUGAGUCUUCUUCUUCAUGCUGCCAGCAGUCCAGCUGCCAGCCGGCUUGCUGCAGCACCUCCUGCUGCAGACCUUCCUCCUCUGUGUCCCUCCUCUGCCGCCCUGUGUGCAGGCCUGCCUGCUGUGCCCCCGCCUCCUGCCAGCCCACCUGCUGCUGCCGUCCGGCCUCCUGUGUGUCCCUCCUCUGCCGCCCCGCAUGCUCCUGCCCAGCCUGUUGAGGCCUCUGCUCAGCCCAGGAGUCCAGCUGCUGCCGGGCACUUCCCCCAGGGCCAGCCAGGCUCAGGUCUUGAUCUGGCUUAGGUGGCUGCCCCCACCUGGGGACAGGGUCCCCAUGUCUCCACUGUGCUGAGGUUACCACCCUCCUUGCUCCCAUCCUCACUGCUCCCCAGCUCCUGCCUCCUAGCACUUGCCCACCUGCCUGCUGGGCCCCGUCCUCCCAGCUUCUCUGCCCCGGGUCAUUUGGCCUCAACUUGAGCCUGUCAGCACCUCCUCCUGCUCCCAAUAAAUUCUCCUUGGU